Molecule: messenger RNA, 879 nt
Organism: Hyaloscypha bicolor E
Lineage: Eukaryota; Fungi; Ascomycota; Leotiomycetes; Helotiales; Hyaloscyphaceae
Exons: 1
Coding region: 1-879 (292 amino acids)
Cellular component (GO): cytoplasm; nucleus
Molecular function (GO): RNA polymerase II CTD heptapeptide repeat phosphatase activity; RNA polymerase core enzyme binding
Source: RefSeq, a predicted model, not a curated record
AUGGCGACUGCCAAGCAGCCCAAGUCCAUUCUGAAGAAGGCGUCUUACCCCGCCACAACAUCAUCGAAGGAAGAUCGAGACCGCGAGGUAGCUCUGUACCAUGCAAAUCUUAUCCAGCAACGCAAAGACAUCGAGCUCAAUAUCUUCUUUUCGACAGAGACACUCAUAGAUUACCCUCUUGCGAAAUCACCAUACGAUGCCUCGAAUCCAUCUCCCACCGAUGCAAAAGAAUUCAAGCAGUUCCUCCGACCCUUUCAACCAACUGACUACGAUGAGUUGAUUCACGAACGCAAUACCAACGAGAAAUGUGGCUACACUCUAUGUCCGAAUGCUCGAGUGAAGGAUGGCAGUGGGGGCAAAUACAGGAUUCUAGGGACGAAUGGCAAGGCGAAGGACUUCAGAGUUGUGGAGAAAGAGGAGUUAGAGAAGUGGUGCUCAGAAGCGUGUGCCAAGAGAGCUCUAUAUGUGAGGGUACAGCUGAGUGAGAGUCCAGCUUGGGAGAGGGACGCUGCUGGAUCGACGGUCAAUAUUGAUCUUCUGGACGAGCCAAAGUCUGCGGAAGGCGCUAUUGCUGAAGGCUUGGAGAAAUUGAACCUGGAGGGAGGCAAGGCAGUCAAGCAACAGGAUGCUGCAGAUCUAGCGUUAGAAAGGGGCGACACCGGUCUGGCGGCCAAGAAUGGUCUGGUGGACGUGAACAUCCAAGAGAAAGAAGUUCAGAGGCCUGCCCAAGCUCCAUCUUUGGAUGAUCUCAGUGGGAGGGUGGAUACGAUGCAUCUGACAUUAGAAGGACACACACCUGAGUUUGGCAGUCGACGACAGAGACGCCAUACUGAAGAUUUAGAGAACGAAGAAGAUCCAGAUACGGAUUGGAGGAUGUAG